Molecule: messenger RNA, 6331 nt
Organism: Cydia strobilella
Lineage: Eukaryota; Metazoa; Arthropoda; Insecta; Lepidoptera; Tortricidae
Exons: 3
Coding region: 122-5521 (1799 amino acids)
Biological process (GO): DNA integration
Molecular function (GO): nucleic acid binding
Source: RefSeq, a predicted model, not a curated record
ACCCAGUCAUGAGUGUGCUUAAAGAAAGUACAGUAAAUAAUUUUCUUGCGUUAAAUACUAAACAAAAAUGGUAAAAUAGGUGUAGGAUUGUAAGAAUUUAUUUACUUUCAGUACAUUCAAAAUGGACGAUGCCAUGCUAGUUCGUCUAGAACUAAUCCAUGAGCGCAUAGUGAGUUUGAUGGCACAAAGCGCCACCAGAGAAGCAGUCACUGAAGAUGAAUUGACUAAACAGAUUCAGUUGGUAGAGGAGUGCAGCUCAAGGCUCACACAGGAGUUACAUUUUUACAUUGAGAAAGGUAGUCAAAUUUCAAGUGAGAGUUUAAAAAAAUUUACCAAGACACAGUUUCAGUCUGACGAAUGGAGGGUAGAGAUGAAAGCCCUGUUAAAAAAUUCUUCAGUCACACUUAACACUGCCAAAUUACCAAAACUUUCUCUUCCAAAAUUCAAGGGAGAAACUCUACGGUGGGCAGAGUUUUGGGAUCGUUUCAAGAGUAAUGUUCACGACAAGGCCUUGCCUGAUGCAGAAAAGAUGGCAUACCUAGUCGGCUGCCUAGAAGAAGAGGCUCUUCAGGCAGUUGAAGGCCUCGGGAUAACUGAAUUAAAUUACAACGUAACAUUAGAAAUACUAAAAGAAAGGUUUGGGAACCAGCAAAAAGUUAUCGAUGCUCACUACGAUGCCAUCAAUAACCUUCAAAGAGCAGCGCACCAUGCCACAGAGUGCAGAGUAAAUUUUAAUAUGAUAGAGAGACAUCUAAGAAUCCUACAAAGUUUAGGAGAAACCGUAAAUGGGAAUCAUUUAAGGUCUACCAUUCUUUCCAAAUUCCCUGAGAAGGUGGUAUAUGAAUUACACCUAUUAACGCUGACUGAUAAUAUUGAUAACAUACGAAGCGGCUUACAAAAAAUUAUAACUGCAAUGGAGAGUGCCAAAGAAAGCCCCGUCCCAAGUAGUAGUGACAAAAUUUCUACAGCAGCACUACAUAUAACCACCCAUCAGAGGAAAGGGAAACAGGACUACAAGAGAAUAUCCCAUAAAAAGAGAUUUCUUAAACGGAAACUACCGGAGAGUACAGAGAUGUUAAAAAAUUAUAAUAAGAAACCUAAGAUGGCUUGCAUUUUUUGCCAAGGAGCACACUACAAUGCAUCCUGCACAGUAGUUAAGGAUAUCAAUGACAGGAAAAAGAAACUCGGCAAAAGAUGUUACAUUUGCUUCAAGGAAGGACAUAGAACAACAACAUGUCACAAUAGGAAGCCAUGUUACUUCUGCAAAGGAAAUCAUAAUCAAGCUUUAUGUCCACAAAAGCCAGGUACGUGUAAUAAUAUUAUAGAGUUAUCCAUGGCAUCUAUAUCAUUGUCAAAAAAUAAUGACAUCUCUAUUAAACAUGAUUAUCGUUCUUACUCACAGACGGCAAUAGUGGAGGUGGGGCAGAAGAACUCAAACAGAACUAAGACAAGGAGGCUGAUGCUUGACAAUGGCAGUGGUCGCAGCUAUAUUACCAGGAAGCUUGCAAAAGAACUUGACUUAGCGGCAGAUCAGGAAGAUGAAUUAAUGGUAUUUGUCUUCGGUGCUGAUGACCCAGUUAACAUUUCCAGCCCAUCAGCUGACAUCCAAAUCAUAACAAGAAGAGGUAUCAGAAGAGAUAUUCGAGUGAACAUUGUGCGCCGUAUAGCAAAUUAUCUUGGUCCUCCUAUGAGUAUGGAUGGAAUUGAUGGAGUGGAUGUUGUAGCUGAUGAUGGGUCUGCUAGAGAAGAACCACAACUUUUGAUAGGUGGUGACUAUUGUUAUUCAUUUUACAGAAAGGAAAUGUUAUUGCUGAAGGAGCACUUAUAUUUAAUUGACACAGAUUUUGGCUGGAUGAUUGCCGGCAAGGUCCAACAAGAAGAGAAAAACAAUACACUAUCUGUCAUCAUGUACUGCCAAUGCCAAGGAUCAGUAAUACCCUAUUUUGUAACACCAGACUUGCCUCUCCGGGAACCGGACAUCAGGUUUCUAUGGGCCUUAGAAAGUAUUGGGAUUGUAGACUCUCCUAAGAUAACUAGAGAGGAAGAGGCGAUCAAACACUUUAACGAAACGGUCAAAUAUGAAGAUAAGAGAUAUCAGGUGAAGUGGCCUUGGAUAACAUACCCACCUGACUUACCCACUAACUAUGGUCUUGCUUAUGGGAGACUGUCAAGCUUAAUUCGAAGAUUAGAACAAGAUGCCAUGGAAGAGUAUGAUAGCAUUCUGAGAGAACAACUAACUGCAGGGGUUAUAGAAGUUAUAGAUCCCUCAGAAAUUGUUUCUAAGACACAUCCUGUUCACUAUCUUGCCCAUCAUAUUAUUCUUCCGAAAGGAAAGAAGGGGCGUGUUGUGUAUGAUGGUUCGGCUAAACUUAAGAAUAGUAAGAGCCUCAAUGAAUGCAUGUACAGAGGACCUUCGAUGCUUGAAGACUUGACCGCUCUCCUUUUGAGAUUCAGAGUCAACAAGAUUGGAAUUACAGCGGAUGUAGAAAAGGCCUUUCUUCAGGUAGGACUACAACAGGAGGAUAGAGAUGUGACCAGGUUUUUAUGGCUUAAGGACCCCAAACAAGGAGUGACUGAGAAGAACCUUCUCUAUCUGCGCUUCUGUCGUGUCCCAUUUGGGGUAAUAUCCAGUCCAUUUUUGUUGACGGCUACGAUUCGACAUCAUUUGUCACAGGGUGACCAGAACCUUAUGUCAGAAAUAGCAGAAAGAACUUACGUGGACAACUUAGUCACAGGAACAGACACGUUAGAGGAAGCUCGUGAACUUGUAAACAAGACUAGGGCGACGUUCACAGAAUUGUCAAUGAAUAUAAGAGAAUGGACAUCCAACAACAAACUAUUGUUGAAGAGCAUUCCAAAACAGUUUCGAUCAAAAGACACUGAAUCGACAAAGGUAUUAGGACUUACCUGGCACAUGGGAAAGGAUACCCUGAAACUAAGGUUGGGUGAUGUGCUAUCUGAUACAAAGCAAGACAAGACAACUACAACAAAACGAGGGAUAUUGCGAACUCUUGCUUCAUUAUAUGAUCCUUGCGGAUUCGCGGCACCCUUAAUUUUGCCUGCAAAACUUCUUCUUCAAGAACUAUGGAAAAGGAAAGAAAAAUGGGAUUCUCAAUUGCCAGAGGACUUAAAGGAAGAAUGGCAGAAGGCAGUAAGUGCUUUACAGACUGCCGAUGAAAUAGAAAUACCCAGAUAUGUUGGCCUGUCACCAAAUGAAGACACAGAAUGUGAACUUCAUUGUUUCACUGACGCAUCUAAAAGAGCCUACUCAGCUGUAGUAUAUCUGAGGAUAGUGAAUAAGGAAGAUAAGAGCACUAAAGUCAGGCUCAUAAUGGCUAAAUCCCGGGUUACCCCGAUAAACCACACGGAAGACCUCAAAAUCCCAAAAUUGGAAUUACUUGGAUUCGUCAUAGGGAAGCGACUCUUAACUUAUGUAAAGAACACCCUUAGAAUAGACUUGAAGCGACUAUGCCUUUGGUCCGACAGUGAAAUAGUUUUAUACUGGAUGAAAUCGGAAAAGUUGUUGCCUCCAUUCGUUUGCAGAAGAAUAAACGAAAUUAAACAGAAUAAAGACAUAGAACCUAGAUAUGUCAAUACAGAAUUGAACCCUGCAGAUCUAGCAACACGACCGGAACUCUGGCAUACGAAGAAGGAAUUGUGGUUCAAUGGACCUCAAUUUCUUUCGCUGAGUGAGGAGGGCUGGCCAAAGUUGCAAGAACAUGGCCAGUCAGUUCUUUUUGCAGGAACCGAUUCAAUAAUAGAUACCAUGGAGACGGACAUGUCAUCUCAAGCAGAAGAAUCAGUCAGAGGAACCAUAGAACAGGAAAAUACAGAAGGAAUGACGAUAGAUAUAGAGAAUAUAGAAAACAAUGGCCAGAUGCAAGUUUCGGCCACCGGAGUUGAUUUUAACUGCACAGAGAUAAAGAAUUUACAAAAAUUACACUUCCCACAAGAGGCAGCAGGCAAGGAAACGAGCCUAUCAAGGAAUUUAGGACUAUUUGUGGAUAUGGAUGGAUUAUUAAGAUGUAAAGGUCGGCUUAUGAACACAAUGUGUUCAUAUGACACCAAAUAUCCGAUAUUGAUACCUAAGAACUCGGAAUUUACAGACAGACUGAUUCUGGAGACUCAUCAGAGAUACUAUCAUGUGGGAACCCCACAUACACUGAGCAUUAUUCGCCAGAAAUACUGGAUUCCUCAAGGAAGAGCGAAGGUUCAGCGAAUCAUAAGAAAAUGCCAACAGUGUGUUAAACAUGGAGGUGGUCCCUACAAACUUCCCCCCACACCAGCACUGCCAGCAGAACGUGCUAAUUAUAGUGCUCCUUUCACAUACACUGGCAUCGACUAUUUUGGGCCCAUCCUUGUUACGGAGAACGGACAGAUGAGAAAAAGAUGGAUUUGUCUGUAUACUUGUCUGGCUGUACGCGCAAUUCACAUGGAAGUAGUUAAGGAUUUAACUGCGGAGGAAUGUUUACUUGCAAUGAGAAGAUUCAUAUCUACCAGAGGAAGACCAGAACUCAUCGUCUCAGACAAUGCAUUACAGUUUAAAUUAACUGCAGAAUUAUUGUCAAACACAUACUUCAUGGACAAUAAAAUAAGGUGGAAGUUUAUCCCUCAGCUCAGUCCAUGGCAUGGAGGGUUUUAUGAAAGGCUGGUCGGCAUCGUGAAGAAUUGCAUGAAGAGAACCUUAAAAAAGAGAAUUCUAAAUGACUCACAGCUGAGUACAGUUGUCAAAGAAAUCGAAGCUGUGGCUAAUUCACGUCCACUUACUUGUGUUGGUUCAGACAUAGAAUAUGUUUUAAGGCCGGCAGACUUUCUCACCUACGGGAAAUGUAUAGCGAUUGAGCCUUCUAUACAAAAUCCGUAUCCAGGUGGUUCCGUCACAAAAGAAAAUCUAAUAGAAGGAUGGAAGAAGGGUCAAAUUAUACUAGAAGAAUUUAAAAGAAUGUUUCUGGGACAGUACCUAUGCAGUCUACGUGAAAGGUACCAACAUUCACACAAGGAACCCCGAGUUAAAACUCAUCAAAGCCCUCAUAUUGGUGACAUAGUCCAGAUUAAGGGAGACUCGAAAAACAGAGAGAACUGGAAGGUAGGAAAAAUCAUCAGUUUGGAACGAGGCGCCGAUGGAGAAUGCAGAGUUGCAAAGGUCAAUGUUGAAGGAAAAGAAUUUAUAAGGUCAAUAGGUCACUUAUAUCCAUUAGAAGUGGAAGAGGCUAGACUGGAAGUUGCAGGAACACAAGAAAGAAUUCAAGUAAAUCCAGAUGUACGGGAGACAGAGGAAUCUUCACUACAUGGAAUCACAGAGAUAUCUGAAAUAGAAACCAGAUAUCCUGAAAGGGAAUCAACAGAACAGGUGCCACCAGAAAUUGCAGUAGAGGAUGAUGUUAUAUUGGAGACCAAUGGUUUAGACAAAAUACUCACUCCCGAAGAACGGGUGCAUGAAAAUGGUAUUGGUGAGCAUAGUAAAGAGGUGACUGAAGGUGACGAAGACGUAGGGAGAGUAGAAACUGUCAAAUGUCAAUAAAGAAAGAAGUAGAAGAGCAGCGGCUGUCCGGGCGAGAGAAAGGAUUGCCCAAUGGACGAGCCAGCUGAUAGCCCUGCUUUAAAAACUCACGGCCGUUGGGGAGUGUCGCGUCGAACGCGAACCUCAACAAAAUAGCAGUAGGAGGUAGAAGACUUUUUUUCCCAACGGAACAAUGUUCGCGUGGGCGGGAAGUAAGUUGUGAAGAAAGAAAGAAGACCUGCGGGUUUUAAAUGGUGAGUGUUAGAAAUAUAGUAUCAUCAUUAUUUGUACUAGAGAGAUGAAGGGAUAUCCAAGAAUGAAGAAUGAGAAUUAGAACAGAAACAGCCAAGAAUAAGCCAAAUGGUUGUGAGUGGACAGGGUCGGGCUAUAAGGGGAGUUGUGGAGGCCCGCGGCGGAGAAAGAAUCUCCGCCAAACAAUCAGAAUAGAAACUAGAAUAGAAGGUAAAUUGUAAUAGAAUCUAGAUCAGAAUAUAAAUCUAGAAAUCACUUCAUCUCUCACUCUUUAGUAAUAUGUGGUAUAUUCUCAGAUGUAUCUUGUCGUUAUGUCUUGUUAGAACUCAGGCAUGGUUUGAUAUUAGGGUAAUAAAGAAUAUUACUCUAGUUGCCAGCCUUGCAUAGAUAUAGACGUCACGACAGGUUGCGUGUUGCCGUUAAACUACGAAAACAGGCGGCCCGCGAGCCUUCCUGAUGUCUGAUAAAGUCACAAAAUAUUAACAAAGUACGGAACGAAGUGUGGCCCGAUUCAACUUCGUUAACUACUAUGUGGCCAAAGCUGGUAAAAGGUUGCCGACUUAAUUACGAAUUUGAAGU